AUGCUUUUUAGCUUCUUGUUGGGACCCAAUUGGGAUUUUGGAGGGAUAUUUAAUAGGCAUAGUGGAGGAACUAUGGAUACUUUGUUGAAAACACAUAACAAGCUUGAGUUUUUGCCUCAAAUUCAUGGGUUGUCCGAGAAAGCAGGUUAUUCGAGCUCUGUAAAGAUUCAAAGCCAGGAACUUAGGUUUGGUCACAAGAAGUUUUGUUCAAAAAGAGGGAGAAAUGGUUGUGUAAAGGCUAGUAGUAGUGCACUUUUGGAGCUUGUUCCAGAAACCAAGAAGGAAAAUCUGGAGUUUGAUCUUCCUAUGUAUGACCCGUUGAAGGGCCUUGUAGUCGACCUUGCAGUUGUGGGGGGCGGUCCUGCAGGGCUUGCAGUAGCACAGCAAGUUUCGGAGGCAGGGCUCUCGGUUUGUUCGAUUGAUCCAUCUCCCAAAUUGAUUUGGCCAAAUAAUUAUGGUGUUUGGGUCGAUGAAUUUGAAGCCAUGGAUAUGCUUGAUUGCCUUGAUGCCACUUGGUCUGGUGCUGUUGUAUAUGUUGAUGACAAGACACAGAAAAACCUUGACAGGCCUUAUGGGAGGGUUAAUAGGAAGCAGCUCAAGUCCAAAAUGUUGCAGAAAUGCAUAUCCAAUGGUGUUAAGUUUCACCAAGCUAAAGUUAUCAAGGUUAUUCAUGAAGAGUCCAAAUCUCUAUUGAUUUGCAAUGAUGGUGUCACAAUCCAAGCUGCCGUGGUUCUCGAUGCAACUGGCUUUUCUAGAUGCCUUGUUCAGUAUGAUAAGCCGUAUAAUCCAGGUUACCAAGUGGCUUAUGGAAUUUUGGCUGAGGUCGAAGAGCACCCAUUUGAUGUAGAUAAGAUGGUUUUCAUGGAUUGGAGAGAUUCACAUCUGAACAACAAUUCAGAACUAAAAGAGAGAAACAGCAAGAUCCCUACUUUUCUCUAUGCAAUGCCCUUUUCUUCUGACAGGAUAUUUCUGGAAGAAACUUCACUUGUAGCUAGGCCUGGAGUACAGAUGAAAGAUAUUCAGGAAAGGAUGGUGGCAAGAUUAAGGCACCUAGGGAUAAAAGUGAAAAGCAUUGAGGAAGAUGAGCAUUGUGUCAUUCCAAUGGGGGGACCCCUCCCUGUGCUCCCUCAAAGAGUAAUUGGAAUUGGUGGUACAGCUGGUAUGGUGCACCCUUCAACUGGGUAUAUGGUAGCAAGAACUCUAGCAGCUGCUCCGAUUAUUGCUAAUUCUAUCGUUCAAUAUCUUGGUUCUGAUAGAAGCAUUUCUGGAAGUCAAUUAUCAGCUAAAGUUUGGAAAGAUUUAUGGCCUAUAGAGAGAAGGAGGCAAAGAGAGUUCUUCUGUUUUGGUAUGGAUAUUUUGCUCAAGCUUGAUUUACCUGCCACAAGAAGAUUUUUUGAUGCAUUUUUUGAUCUCGAACCUCGUUAUUGGCACGGGUUCCUGUCAUCUAGACUGUUUCUGCCUGAGCUUGUACUUUUUGGGCUUUCACUGUUCUCCCAUGCUUCUAAUACUUCUAGGUUAGAGAUUAUGGUAAAGGGAACUAUUCCUUUGGUUAAUAUGGCCAACAAUUUAAUACAGGACAGAGAAUAG
Molecule: messenger RNA, 1587 nt
Organism: Dovyalis caffra
Lineage: Eukaryota; Viridiplantae; Streptophyta; Magnoliopsida; Malpighiales; Salicaceae
Source: the annotation of a GenBank genome assembly